This is a messenger RNA of Physella acuta, 687 nucleotides long. RefSeq lists its product as uncharacterized. Lineage: Eukaryota; Metazoa; Mollusca; Gastropoda; Physidae. The record is from RefSeq and is a predicted model, not a curated record.
AUGGGAACACACUCCGAUGAUCUUAAGAGGACAGAUAUACUCCCAGAGAUACUCCCAGAAGAGGCCAGAGAUACUCCCAGAAGUGGCCAGAGAUACUCCCAGAAGAGGCUAGAGAUACUCCCAGAAGAGGCUAGCGAUACUCCCAGAAGAGGCCAGAGAUACUCCCAGAAGAGGCCAGAGAUACUCCCAGAGAUACUCCCAGAAGAGGCUAGCGAUAUUCCCAGAAGUGGCCAGAGAUACUCCCAGAAGAGGCCAGAGAUACUCCCAGAGAUACUCCCAGAAGAGGCUAGAGAUACUCCCAGAAGUGGCCAGAGAUACUCCCAGAAGAGGCCAGAGAUACUCCCAGAGAUACUCCCAGAAGAGGCCAGAGAUACUCCCAGAAGAGGCCAGAGAUACUCCCAGAAGUGGCCAGAGAUACUCCCAGAGAUACUCCCAGAAGAGGCUAGCGAUAUUCCCAGAAGUGGCCAGAGAUACUCCCAGAAGAGGCCAGAGAUACUCCCAGAGAUACUCCCAGAAGAGGCUAGAGAUACUCCCAGAAGUGGCCAGAGAUACUCCCAGAAGAGGCCAGAGAUACUCCCAGAGAUACUCCCAGAAGAGGCCAGAGAUACUCUGACGGUCGACCAGUGGAAAAUUACAUCCGAAUUUAAUUGGACGAGAAACAGUCAAGAAGGUCGGACUUUAUCCUAA